CUCAAUAGAUAUCGGAAGUAUUUGUGCCAUGGACUGAGGACCUGAUAUUGUCCUGUUUUACAGUAUUGUACCAUUUUCGAUUUAGGAUGGUUUUAUAACUACUUGUGAAUACAGAAGAAGUCUGAAAUGGACCACAUUUAAAUUAUACUGGAAUUAGAUACAAAAACAACAUUGCAGUACAUGUUGAUCUAGUGCUUGCCAGGCAGAAGCCCCAAUGAGGAUCCGAGUGAGAAGAUGUCCGCUAAUUGUAAAGACCUGCACAGUACUUGGCUUUUUUAUGAUAGCUUAUAUAUUAGUUGAAUUUUCUUCCCCUGUGUUCCACACUUCUGUAAAUGAAGGGCUUACCACAAAGAGGAGAUGGGAAAGAGUUAUCACUCUAGCAGAGGAAAAAAAUGAAGAACUUAGGCAACCAGUUUAUAAAAAGCCUCCUCCAGACCCAAACAUGCCUGGAGAAUGGGGUAAAGCUGCAAGAUUGGAGCUUGGACCAACAGAGAAAAAGAUGCAGGACGAAAGCAUUGAAAAAUAUGCCUUAAACAUUUAUUUGAGUGACCAGAUAUCACUGCAUCGGCACAUAAUGGACAACAGAAUGUACGAAUGUAAAUCAAAGACAUUCAACUACAGGAAGCUUCCUACAACAUCUGUUGUUAUAGCUUUUUACAAUGAAGCUUUGUCAACACUGCUCCGGACAAUACACAGCGUUCUAGAAACUUCCCCUGCUGUACUCCUAAGAGAAAUUAUAUUGGUAGAUGACUUCAGUGACAAAGUGUAUUUAAAAUCUCAACUUGAAGAUUAUAUUGGUGGCCUGGACAGGGUUCGUCUGAUCAGAACAACAAAACGAGAAGGACUGGUUCGUGCCCGGAUAAUUGGAGCAACUUAUGCGAUAGGUGAUGUGCUCACAUUUCUUGACUGUCACUGUGAGUGUAUUUCCGGUUGGCUGGAACCACUUUUGCAGAGGAUUGGUGAGAAUGAAACUGCAGUGGUCUGCCCUGUAAUUGACACAAUAGACUGGAACACCUUUGAAUUUUACAUGCAAACUGGGGAGCCUAUGAUUGGAGGAUUUGACUGGCGACUAACAUUCCAGUGGCAUGCAGUACCCGAAAAAGAGCGCCAGAGGCGGAAAUCUAGGAUUGAUCCAAUCAGAUCUCCAACCAUGGCAGGAGGGCUAUUUGCUGUUAGUAAAAAAUAUUUUGAAUACCUUGGCACCUAUGAUAUGGGGAUGGAGGUUUGGGGAGGAGAAAACCUAGAACUUUCAUUUCGGGUUUGGCAAUGUGGGGGAACACUGGAGAUUGAACCAUGUUCCCAUGUUGGACACGUAUUCCCCAAGAAAGCUCCUUAUGCAAGGCCAAAUUUUCUGCAGAACACGGCCCGGGCUGCAGAAGUCUGGAUGGAUGGAUAUAAAGAACUUUUUUACAACAGAAACCCACCUGCACGUAAGGAAAAUUAUGGUGAUAUUUCAGAGAGAAAAUUACUUAGAGAGAGACUACAAUGCAAGAGUUUUGACUGGUACUUGAAAAAUGUUUUCCCUGAUUUACAUAUACCAGAAGAUCGGCCUGGCUGGCAUGGUGCAGUCCGCAGUAUGGGUAUAAGCAAUGAGUGUCUUGACUACAAUGCACCAGAUCAUAAUCCCACUGGAGCUCAUCUCUCAUUAUUUGGAUGUCAUGGGCAAGGUGGUAAUCAGUUCUUUGAAUAUACAACAAUGAGAGAGAUACGCUUUAAUUCAGUCACAGAAUUAUGUGCAGAAGUCCCUGAACAGCAGACAUACAUUGGAAUGAUGCAUUGUCCAAAGGAUGGUAACCCUGUUCCUAAAAACAUUGCAUGGGAAUUCAGAAAUGAUGGAACAAUCUAUCAUCCAAGUUCUGGAACGUGUAUCAGCUCUUACCGCACGUCAGAAGGCCGAGCAGACGUACAGAUGAAAGGAUGCGACCCUUCAGAUAAAAAUCAGCUUUGGAAGUUUGAAUGGUAGAGGGAAGAGAAACCACUGUGGAUAAUGAGUGAGCCCUUUGGAAAAAAUGAAAUUAAUUUUGCAGAUUUAUCCGUGAUUAUGGCUACCAUUUCUUUUUUCCGACUACAAUGAAGUGCCUUUUACACAGCGCAGACUGUACUUUCUUCAAUUACAUGAUGAAUGGUACUUAAAAUAACAGUUAUGGCUCCAUGCUCACUUUUAACUUAAUUUAUGAGGCCUCCAUAGUUUUUACAGAGACUGUACUUUUAUUUUGGUACAAAUCUGACUUUUGACUAUUUUAGAUUAUAGAAAGUUUAUGGUACAUAUCUUGUAAAGGCUUUACUGUUUAAUGACAUGAUUUGAUGAGCAGCCAAUUAAGUAUUUAGCACAAAAGUGGUUUGUUUUUUGUCUUUUGUGCUUUUCUGUAUUGGAUAGGCCUUAGUCCUGGAUGACUGCAGAGCCUAUUAUAUGUCCACAAUAGUAUAUUUUGCUCAGUGCAUUGCAUUUUUAUCUGUAGCAGUAAAACUGCUAUGUUGAGUACCUGUACUUGUAUUUAUAAUAUAAUGGACUCUGGCCACUUUGUAACUUGCAUUUAUAUGCAAAGUCUGUCUCAAAGUACAGACAUAAUUAUAUGCAAGUUGUCUGCACAGAUUUCUGGAAAAUCUGAUGCAAAGGACAAUUUAAAAAAAAAAAAAGAUAUAUUUUUUAUUUUUUACUAGAGUGGGUAAAAGAUUUUUGGAGGAGGGAAAAAAUAGGAAAUUUGGAAUAAUGAAAAGUUUUAACUACUGAUUAUUUUAAUAGUCCUAUUAAUAUCUGCAUAAUUAUGUAAGACUUAAUUUAAAUUUCUUAUAAGAAAAUGAAGCACUGGAAAAUAAAAGAUUUUUCCAAUGAG
Molecule: messenger RNA, 2834 nt
Organism: Xenopus tropicalis (tropical clawed frog)
Lineage: Eukaryota; Metazoa; Chordata; Amphibia; Anura; Pipidae
Gene: galnt4
Product: polypeptide N-acetylgalactosaminyltransferase 4
Exons: 12
Coding region: 215-1963 (582 amino acids)
Cellular component (GO): Golgi membrane
Molecular function (GO): carbohydrate binding
Source: RefSeq, a predicted model, not a curated record